GAGACGGAUCAUUGGACGGAUUACUUGUAAAUACACAUGGUCUCUGAACGGCUGAUGACCUUGGAGAGGAGGUGGCUUGAAAAGACAGUAAGCAGCAAGAGACAGUUUUACAGGAUUUAGAAGGCAAGGACAAAUACAAUCCUGUAAACAGACUAAAGAAGCAGAGAGAUACAGAUCCAGAAGCUCUAAACAUCAAAUAACUGAAGGAUAAACCUGAAAAAAAAUAAAUUUAGCUGUAUUCAUUCAACAAAUAUGCAUUCAAUGAGCUCCACAGCAAGACUGAGGACGGGUGAACGGAUUUCCUCGUUCUUCUUCUUCUUUUCCAUCUGUCUUUCCGUAUGUACUGGGACUGGAAUGCCAGGUUCAGACUACAACCCUCAUCCUCGUUUCAUUUGUACCCCCAUUCCCGCUGAUGCCGAUCCCGGGUGUUUCCCCACAGCGGGCGGCCCAGCUGGCCCCAGUACCGGACACCACGGUGGACCUAAUGGGAACAGCAACGGCUGGUGGGGAAUGUCCGAGGAGGCAAAAGCGACAAUCUUGCACCUGCGGGAGAGUUUGGUACAGCAGAAAGAAACCAUCCUGGACCAGAGGGAGACUAUCCGAGAGCUCACUGCCAAACUGAACCUGUGUGAGGGCUUCAACCGCGGAACGGGCAGCCAUGACGACCACCCGCACCGCACACCUGCACACCUGGCACACCACGCCCACCACGCCUACCCGACAGCACCUGACACUGCACAUCUUGGGUGGGUGCCGCCGGAUGGUCACCACGGCAGUCAUGGAAUGGAGCUGGGUCACUAUGGGGAUGGGUUCGGAGGACAUCAUCGCGGGACAGCCUCGCUGAGCGAGAAGCAUGUAACGGGGGAGAUUCCUUCAGCCUCGUCUACGCCGGAGCAGAUGAGCAGGAUGCUUCAAUCCCUAAAGGAGCGGCUAGAGAACCUGCAGACAAGAAACACUUCCACCAGCUACGCGAGUUCACUGAAGGAUCUCCUGCAGAGGAAGAUCAAUGCUCUAGAACAACAGAUGCAACACCAUUCUGCAUCGCUAACCAGUGCCGGUCACAGUGACCACGAGGAUGUUGAUGACGGUCACCAUGUCGACGAUCAUGACCACAGCCAUCACGAAGACACCCAUGACGACAGAGACCACGACAGCCACGAUGAUCACGAUGAUCCUCACGAUGAGAGCCACCACAGUGAUCACCAUGAUGAUGAUCACCAUGAUGACAACAGCCAUGACAAUGGACACCAAGACAACGGUCACCAUGACAAUGAGGUUUCUGAACAUGGCUUUGAGAGGUUGUCGUCUUAUAACCUACAAGGCCACAAAGAGGCACAGGGUGGAGUGCACAGCAAACUGGAUGCAGUACUGAGUCAACUGCAGCACAGGCUUACUGACACUGGUUCUAGAAAGAAGAGCAAAUCCACUGAAGCUUUCCAGAUCGGCUUCCCCCUGCGAACCAACUACAUGUACGGUCGUGUAAAGCGCACUCUGCUGCACGAGAUCUUCUCCUUCACGCUGUGUUUGUGGAUAAAGGCUGGAAUCGGGCCUGGACUCGGAACGCCCUUCUCCUACUCUGUCCCAGGCCAGGCUAACGAGCUGGUGCUCAUUGAGUGGGGCAACAACCCGAUGGAGCUGCUCGUCGAUGACAAAGCUGUUCCUCUACCCCUCUCGCUGAGUGAUGGUAAAUGGCACCAUGUGUGUGUGACGUGGUCAACACGAGACGGCCUGUGGGAGGCCUAUCAGGAUGGAGUGAAGAGAGGGUCAGGAGAAAACCUCUCCCCCUGGCAUCCCAUCAAACCUGGCGGGGUCUUCAUACUGGGGCAGGAACAGGACACACUGGGUGGUCGUUUUGAUGCGACGCAGGCGUUUGUUGGAGAAAUCUCAGACGUGCAGAUGUGGUCUCAUGUUCUCACACCACAUGACGUCUACAGCCUGGCUUCAUGUGGUGGUCAUAUGACCGGUGACAUCAUCGCCUGGUCAGAGUCAGUUGUGGAGCUGCAUGGUGGGGUCACCAAGUACCCCUUUGACCCCUGUCAUUAAAGAGUAAAGAUUCACAAAAGGACAAUCCAUUUACAAAUAUCAGAGUGCAAAAUGUUUUAAAAUAAGCUUGUUUUGAAGCAUUCUGAUGAUUUGUCACCUGGUUGUAAUGCAAAAUCAUCCUUUACCACUUCAAAAACAUUGCCUUCUGUUUACAUGAAAAACUUGAAUGAUCCCAUGACCUCCAGGAUUUCAUCAGGGACCCGUUUUUGUAUUGCUAAUGUUUUCUUACUGAACUUUUUUAUUUGUAUUCUAUAAAUGGCACUUCAGUGUCAUUCAAUGUUUGAAUGCAAGUAUAUGACAUAUUGUCAUAACUUGGAUAGAAAACCAUAGAGGACACUAAAAAUGUAGAUGUUUGUGCAAAAAGUAGAAAACAGAAAAACUCGAGGCUCUAUCUGAGCAGUGAGUUGAACUUAAAAGAUUGAUUUUCUUGUACUGUAAGAAGAAUCUAAAAAUACAGCGAUACCAAAGAGAAGAGUUACACACCGCUGCAGAGACAGCAUUUGAUCAGGCCACAUGCAUCGAUGUUGUGUUUGUAAAUUGUUUUUGUUUUUAUGGUUUUAAUGUACUAAUGUCCAGAUGUUACUGUACUUUACUGUGCUUGUCCAGACGUUUGAUGUUUUGAGCUUCAGAUUAAGUGUAGUAGUUUGUUUUAGUUUAUUUAAUCUACUGUAAAUGUGUUAUUGAUAUAAAAGAAUAUAAAUUUCCACUGUAAUGUUUGUGCAUCUGAAUUUAUUAUACAUUUACUGUUUAUUUACUUGUUUUCAUUUGUUUAAAGAUUUGAAAGCUGAAAUACAAUAAAGGGACUGCAUUUUCAAGAAAAAAAAAAAAAACUUAAAUAGCAAUUUUAUGGUUUCUGACUAAUUCUAAAAACUUUGAAAGUUGAUUUCAUUGCAUUUCCAAACUGAAUUCAUUAGGCUACUCUUCAGUCCUGCAGUAUCGAGCAGCACAAGCCUCUCA
This is a messenger RNA of Ctenopharyngodon idella (grass carp), 3000 nucleotides long. RefSeq names its product neuronal pentraxin-1. The record is from RefSeq and is a predicted model, not a curated record. The transcript is spliced from 5 exons. NCBI's taxonomy places the organism in Eukaryota, Metazoa, Chordata, Actinopteri, Cypriniformes, Xenocyprididae. The coding region runs from base 253 to 2043 and encodes 596 amino acids.